Molecule: messenger RNA, 1512 nt
Organism: Exophiala dermatitidis NIH/UT8656
Lineage: Eukaryota; Fungi; Ascomycota; Eurotiomycetes; Chaetothyriales; Herpotrichiellaceae
Product: MFS transporter, ACS family, allantoate permease
Exons: 3
Coding region: 1-1512 (503 amino acids)
Biological process (GO): transmembrane transport
Cellular component (GO): membrane
Molecular function (GO): transmembrane transporter activity
Source: RefSeq, a predicted model, not a curated record
AUGGACAACAUCGAGAAGGCCUCCCACACGGAGACUACCACGGCACAACCUAUCAAGAAUGUGGACGGGAAGCAGGCCGAUCAAGCCGCUCUCUUUCUUGCCCAAGCAGGAGUCGAGACCACACUUACUGCGGCGCAAGAGAAACGUCUCAAGAGGAAGAUUGACUGGAUUUUGAUCCCCAUGCUCUUCCUGACUGCUACAUUUGGUGCCGUCGACAAGGUCGCUCUUAGCACGGCGGCCAUCUACGGGCUACGCGAUGACGCCAACCUUCACGGCCAACAAUACUCGUGGCUUGGGUCGAUCUUGAGUUUGGGCGCCUUGGUCGGUAUGCUACCAUCCUCGGCCUUGCUACACAAACUCCCUUCCGCCAAGUACCUCUGUACAUGUUCCAUGGGCUGGUCUGCGAUGGCCCUUGUCAUGCCCGCCUGCAAGAGUUGGAGCAGCAUGAUGGCGGUCCGCUUCCUGAUGGGCAUGUUUGAGGCCAUUAUCGUCCCCGGCAUUUCCUUGAUGGUUGCAGGCUGGUAUAAGAAAGACGAGCAGCCUCCAAGAAAUGCUCUGGUGUUUGCGAACGCUAGUUCGGUGGUGAAUGGCUUUCUCUCCUGGGCCAUUGGGCAUAUUCCCGACAGCGCGCCUCUUUCAAAGUGGCAGUACUUGUACCUCCUGAUUGGAUCCAUCACCAUGCUCUGGUCGAUAUUCGUCUUUAUCUACCUCCCUGCCACUCCGAUGGAAGCCAAGUUUUUGAACAAAGACGAGAAAGUCUUUUGGGUCGAGAGACUCGCCGAGAACAACACGGGCAUCGAAAACAAAGUCUGGAAAUGGGACCAGGCUCUGGAGGCAGUCAUGGACCUCAAAACAUGGCUCAUCUUCUUCUUCAAUAUUGCCAUUAACAUUCCAAACGGUGGCCUUACAACAUUCAGUGGUAUCAUCAUUGCAAACCUGGGUUUCACGGCAGUCAAUGCGUCUCUGCUCUCCAUGCCCACUGGAGUUUGUUCAACCCUUGCAUCAUUUACCUUUUCAAUGGCAGCUGCGAAGUUCCAUAACCGCCGUUGCUUGGUCAACAUUGUGGCCUGCUGCGUCCCAAUCAUUGGCACUGGAAUUCUCUAUGGUGUUCCUCGCACUGCUGUGGGCGCGCAACUCGUCGGGCUGUACUUCGUGUACACCUAUUUCGGUCCUUAUGCAGUGGGCAUCUCUCUCGCGCAGGCGAACACAGCUGGGCACACCAAGAAAAGCCUUUCUUUCGCCAUUCUGUACAUUGCUUAUGCUGUGGGCAAUCUGAUAGGUCCUCAAACAUUCCGAGCGAAUCAAGCUCCAGCUUACACCGGUGGAGUUGUAGCAAUGUUGGUCUGCUAUUGCGUCUGCAUCGCCUUGAUGGUCGCUUACUGGAUCUUCUGCAUCUCUCUCAACAGGCGACGAGCCGUGACAGAACAGCUGCCGGCUAGCGAAGAGGAUCUGGUGGAAGCUUUCCAAGACCUGAGUGACUUCAAGAAGCCGAACUUCCGGUACACUACGUAG